Molecule: messenger RNA, 3647 nt
Organism: Neogale vison (American mink)
Lineage: Eukaryota; Metazoa; Chordata; Mammalia; Carnivora; Mustelidae
Gene: CD48
Product: CD48 molecule
Exons: 4
Coding region: 545-1273 (242 amino acids)
Source: RefSeq, a predicted model, not a curated record
AGGAGCCCAAGGGUGGGACUUAGGGCAUGGGAGAUUUGAUUUCCUAGAUUUUCUGCUCUGAAAGACACUUGUAUAUGACCUAUUCCUCUCAUGAUUUGGGGUUGGCUCAGGCCACAAAUCCCCUGCAGGCUCGGUGGGUACCUUCCAAUUUUAAGUUCUGCAUUAAUCAGGGUGACUCCUGCCUGGGAAACCAAAAUUAGAUAUUCUCUACCGGGGGACUUUAAUCUUUUCUUCUCUUUUUUGGACUUCAAUCUUUUCUGAGCACUGACCCUUCCAAGAAUCCAACAGAAGCUACGGAUCCUCUCUCCAGAAAACAGAACCGACGCAUAUUCAAACAAAAUAGUUAAUUUCAUUUUGCUUCCGUAGUGCUCUGAGAUACGGGGCCUUCCUGUUUUCUGUCUCCAAGCUCCACCCAUGAGUUGCUGAGCAUCAGAAAGGUCAGUGAGAUUUCCUCUCACCUUGGACUGUGACUUCAAUGGCUCUGGAGCCCUUGGUCUCUUCUUAGCCUGAUUCCCACCUGUCUCCAGCGUUCCUGGGAAGUAACAUGUGCUCCCAAAGGAGGAAGCCGUGUCUGGCUCUGGAACUUCUCCUGCUGUUUCAUUUGGUCUCGCCAACCAGCACUCAAGGUCAUUCAGAACAGCGGGUGACUGCCAUCUCUGGCACCAACGUGAGUCUUCCUAUCUCCAAUUUGCCUGCUAAGUACAUACAACUCACCUGGUUUUACACCACCAAUCAGAAGAUUCUAGAAUGGGAGUCCAACCAGACUCUUCUCUUCGACUCUGAAUUUAAGGGCAGGGUCAGUCUUGGUCAAAGCCAGGAUCUGUGCAUCCAUAAUGUCCAGAAAAACGACAGCAGCACCUAUAUCCUCAGGGUGUUGACGGAUUCUGGGACAGAGAAGGAGUGGCACACCCGACUGGAGGUAUACGAUCCUGUACCUAAACCUGAGAUAGAAAUCCAGAAGACACAGGAAGUGGACAAUAGAUGUCACCUGCAGCUCUCAUGCAGGAUCUCAAACCAGUCCAUAAACUAUACCUGGUAUAGGGACUCAGGGCCCUUUCCAACAGGGCUCCAGAAUUCUGUGCUUGAAAUCAUCGUUGAGCCAAAUAACUACUCCACGUUUUACACCUGCCAAGUCAGCAAUCCCGUGAGCAGCAAGAAUGACACUGUCUAUUUCACCUCACCUUGUAAACUAGGCAGAUCCUCUGCAGUAGCUUGGAUUGUGACAUGGCUAAUUGUCAUGGUACCCAUUGUUCCUGGCCUCCUCUGGACCUGAGACAAGCUCUCCUAACUCAAGACAGCUGGGUCUUGCUUUCAUCAGCAGCCAAGCUGUUAUCCAAGGCAGAAGCUCUGACUACAUGGGAUGAUAGAAAGUGUGCCAUUGAAACAUCUACAAGGAUUUUCAAGUUAACUUUUUAAAAACUACAGUAAUAUUUUAUUUUAUAUCUUCUACUUAUUUUCCAACAUAGUUGCGUCGAUACUCCUAUAUUCUUCCCACCAAAACAUGUGAUCACAUCAUGCAAUGUUUUCUUGUUUAAAUAAACGACGUGACCAUCAAUGUCAAACUGCCAGACCACGUCUACUCCAUUGGCCUGAACACAUGCAACACAAAGGAGAAGAGCCUGGGACCAUAGGCUCCUAUGUGUUCGUGUGUCCGAGGUGUUAAUUUGUGCUGUCUCUGACUCUUGCUCCCACAUCCAUGCCAAAUCUCCUGGGCUUCCAGCUCCUCCCCCCAAGUUCUGGCCUCCUUUCUGAGGAGCAUGUUCUUUAGGUUUCCUGGGAAUAUGGCGCUAGGCUUACCCCUCCGGAGUGAGUAGGAGUGAGCAUGCAGCUUUGCCACAUAGAAAGGGUCCCUCUCAAACCUUUCCUGGGGAGCCGAGCACCGCCCCCUCCCUUUGCGAGCAACUCUUCAAGUCCUACCUGUGUCACAGGAUCUCAUAAAACCAACAAAUGAACAAAAUGUUCUCACUAGGGUCUUCCAUUACAGGAAGGUAGGAGCCUCCAUCCCAGGCCCAGCACUGACAGAACACCUGGGAGUUCUGCUGUGUCUUCAACUCCUCCAAGGCUUUCAUGGGCCUGGAGCUGAGAGGGCCUCUCAAGGAUGUAUUCCCCUUCAGGGAACGGUCCCACCACAGAUCACUUUUCCUCUACAGCAAACCAGCCUUCCCUGCCAUCCAGCCCUCCUCCAGCCAGAACAUGCCGUGUGCUCUCAUUUUCCUCUUGGGCUAUGCUGGUUAAUUUUCUGUGUCAACUUGACUGGGCCACAGAGGUGACCAGAUGUUUGACGGGUUUUGAUGUUUGACUCAACAUUAUUCUGUGUGUGUGUCUGUGAGGGUUUUCUGGAUAAGAUUAACAUUUGAAUCAGUAGCCUGAGUAAGGCAAAUUUUCUUCCCUAAUGUAUAUGGGCGUCAUCCAAUUAGGUGAAGGUGUGAAUAGGCUUACGUCCCAUGAGUCCGGAAAAAUUCCCUCGGCCUGACUGCUUUUGACCUGGGACAUUUGGAUUUUUUUCCCUGCCUUCAGAUGCCAUCUGCAGUCCUGGGUCUCCAGUCUGAUGACUCAGAUCUUGGGCCUUGUCAGCGUCCGUAACUGCAUGAGCUAAUUCCUUAUAAUAGAUGUGUGUGUGUUUGUGUGUGUGUGUGUGUGUGUGUGUGUGUGCAGCUCUUAUUGGAGCUGGAGCUGGAGAAUCCCAAUACAUGGGCCAAAAGGAAAGCUACCUUUUUCAGCUCCCUUUCCAUUUUGCUGGGGCCAUGUGACUGGUUGUAGCCAACAGAAAAUGGAUGGAGUUAAAAAAAAAAAAAAAAAAAGAAAAUGGAUGGAGUUGAUGUGACAAGAAGUGAGGGGCUCUGAGAAGUGGAGCCACAUAAUGCAAGGGUCCUGGGUCCAAGCCAUUGCAUGGAAGCCGGUUGCCUGGCCUACACCGAACAUACAUAAGAAAGUUUGGUGUUUGUUUGUCACCACGAGAUAGCCUGGGCUCCCUAAAACUCUCACCAUCUCCUUCAGUCCAGCCUGUGGUUCCGUCCCAGCCUCACCUCUGGUCGGCUUGCACCUUCUGGUGGGACUGUCCGUGUCUCUUUUUUACAUGCAAUGUCCUUCCCUUUUACUUCACUGUUUUUGUGGCAGAAGAGGUUUUCUUGAAGGGACAUGCACACAAAUGUGCACAAAUAGAAUCAAAGAGCAUUUCUGGGGAAAAGCAGUAAGAGGAAAGAAAUGUCACUUUCUAUCCAGAAUAAGCACAGUCCUUCACAGCCAAGGAACAUGCGCACCUCCCCAGGCAACAGGUUUCCAUCGGAUCUCGUUCCUUGAAGACCAGAGGCAAAUACUGCCUUUGCCAGCCCAGGUCACUGGCACAAACUGUUCCCUGCCUCUUUCCCUUAAGGCAGUGCCAGAUACGUAUUUUGUUGGACUAAGUGUGGAAUGAAAAUGUGGGGCCUCUCGUUCAAAAAGAAGGGAAAAAGUGUCACCAAAUGCUCUAAAAUAUAAAGUUUUGUCCUUUAUUCUGCAGCCUUUCUGUACUUGCGAUGAUUUUCUAAAAUGCCUAUUUAAUGUUCUAAGUAAAGGAAAUUUAAGAUUUAAGUUAUUAUUAUGAAUUUUAUUGUUUACAUUGUGCCAUGUUAGUUUUGAACAAAAUAAAGAAUACUUAAUUUGUGAAA